UGCACUACAUCACCGCAUAUACCAUUUUUAUAUAAGAAAACAAAACUGAAGGCGACAGAUGGAGACUGCUAGAGAGACUGAGGUGUAGUGAUGUACAGAUUGACACUUAAGUAGAUAGAUUGAGAAAUAAGUGUUGCCUUUCUGUAUUUUAUUUUAUUUUUUUACAGAUACACAACAUUCAGUUCAACACAUUUUGAAUGACUGUGUCUUUCCAUAACUUUCCAUGACCUACAAUGGCAACACUGUUGGUGUCCCUGAGCUGCUACUGGCAACUCUGGAGGAGCUGACAGGAAAAGACCUGAAAUCAUUUCACUGGUACCUAAAUCAGAGCAUUCUAGAUGGCUUUCCUCAGAUAUCCAAGUGUCAUCUGGAGAACGCUGACCGGCAAGACACUGUGGAUAAGAUGUUGAACACCUACGGCCAAGAUGGAGCUGUGAAUAUCUCAAUGGAAAUCCUGAUGAAGAUGAAUCAGAAUGAUCUCACCAAUAAGCUGAAGGAAGUUUUUCAAGACAAGACUAUGGUUAAGAGAGCGUUGUCCACCAUUCCUGUUCCCGUCUCUCCUGUCAACCUCACUUGCACAGCUCAGACUGGUGGCCAUGUUGUGGCCCCUUCGCUCUCCAGCUGCAAUAUUGAUGGUCCAGUUUACUUCAACAUCAGAGUUAACUCCUUAGACGACGACGAGCCCAUAAUUCCAUUUCAAGCUUCACCUUCCCAUCUGACCACUGUUCCACCUGUUCCUGUAACCACUGAAGACAAUGCAGAUAAGCAAAUUGAGACGUACCAGUCUCAACUCAAAUUCAACCUUCAAAGAAAGUUUUGCCGUGUGCUUGAGGGAAUGGCCAGGCAAGGGACCGCAAUACUUCUCAACAAGAUAUAUACAGAGCUCUACAUCACAGACACUAGAAGCACAGAGGUCAACAAUGUACAUGAGGUUAAACACAUUGAGAUGGCAUCGAGAAGACCAGGAACACAAGAAAAGGCAAUCAAAUGCAAUGAUAUUUUUCUACCUUUACCUGGGCAAGGUCAACCUAUCAGAACUGUUCUGACGAAAGGAAUUGCUGGCAUUGGGAAAACGAUCUCAGUGCAGAAAUUUAUUCUGGACUGGACUGAAGGAAGAGACAACCAAGAUAUUCAGUUCAUAUUUCCUCUUUCUUUUCGAGAACUGAAUUUGAUGAAGAACAUAAAAUUCAGUUUGAAAGAGCUUCUCUACACAUUUUUUACAGAAAUGAAAGAAUCAGAAAUCUCUAACUACAAAAACUAUUAUGUGUUGUUUGUCUUCGAUGGUCUGGAUGAGUGUCGGUUUCCUCUAGACUUCCAGAACAAUUACAUAUUAUCUGAUAUUACAGAGUCAGCUUCAAUUGAUGUGCUGCUAACAAACCUCAUCAGGGGGAAUCUGCUUCCUUCUGCUCGGCUUUGGAUAACUUCCCGGCCUGCAGCAGCUAAUCGGAUCCCUGCUGAGUUUGUUGACCAAGUGACAGAGGUACAAGGUUUUAAAGAUUCACAGAAGGAGGAAUACUUCAGGAAGAGAAUCAAAGAUGAGAACUUGGCCAACAGAAUCAUCAAAAAUAUUAAGACAUCGAGAAGCCUCUACAUUAUGUGCCACAUACCAGUGUUCUGUUGUAUCACCGCCAGAGUUCUGGAGAAUAAAAUGGGGAAACCAGAGAGUGGUGAGUUACCCAAUACCCUGACUCAGAUGUACACACAUUUCCUGGGAUAUCAGUUGGAAGACAUGAAUCUCAAGCUUCACAAACGAGGAAACCUUGACCCUGGCUGGAUGAGAAAGACCAUCAUGACCCUUGGAAAACUGGCAUUCCAACAACUGGAAAAAGGCAACCUGAUCUUCUAUGAGGAAGACAUAAAGGACUGUGGCUUAAAUACCAGGCAGGCAUCAGUGUACUCAGGAGUAUGCACAGAGAUAUUUUGUGAGGAAAUGACCAUGUGCCAGGGAAAAGUAUUCUCCUUUGUGCAUCUCAGCAUUCAGGAGUUUCUAGCAGCUCUGUUUGUGUUUCUCACAUUCAUCAAUGAAAAUGUAAAUCUAUUAGCUAAACAACAAUCCUUUCAUACACAUUUUGCAUUCAAAAAAUCUUCGAACAGCAUCUACAAAGCUGCAGUGGACAAGGCCAUAAAGAGUGAGAGUGGACACCUGGACCUGUUCCUUCGUUUUCUUGUAGGCCUCUCCCUGGAAUCCAAUCAGAUUCUCCUUCGAGGCUUGCUAACUCGGAAGAUAAACAGCUCAGAGACCACCAAGGAAACCGUAAGGCACAUCAAGGAUAAGAUCAAUGAGAAUCCAUCACUAGAGUGCUGCAUCAAUCUGUUCCACUGUCUGAAUGAACUGCAUGACCAUUCUCUAGUGGAGGAGAUCCAAAGAUACCUGAGCUCAGGCAGUCUAUGUAGAGCCAAACUCUCCCCUGCACAGUGGUCCGCCCUGGUCUUUGUCUUAUUGACUUCAGAAGAGGAGCUGGAAGUGUUUGACCUAAAGAAUUACUCCAGAUCAGAGGAGAGUUUUCUGAGGCUUCUGCCGGUUGUUAAAGCCUCCAAAAUAGCCCUACUGAAUCAAUGCAAACUCACAGAGAGAUGCUGUGAAGAGUUGGCCUCAGCUUUCAUUGUGAACUCUUCGCAUCAGAGAGUGCUGGACCUGAGUUACAAUAACCUACAAGAUUCAGGGGCGAAGCUGCUCUCUGCCGGACUGGGAAGUCCACAUUGCAAACUGGAAACUUUGAGCCUGAGACGAUGCAAACUCACAGAAAGAUGCUGUGAAGCAUUAGCCUCAGUUCUCUGCUCAAACUCCUCAAACCUGAGAGAGCUGGACCUGAGUGACAACAACUUACAGGAUUCAGGAGUCAUGUUACUCUCUGUUGGACUGGAAAGUCUGAACUGUAAACUUGAGGUAUUAAGUUUGUCAUUUUGCAGAGUCACAGAAAAAGGAUGUGCUUUUUUAAACUCCUCUCUCAAGUCCAACCCCUCACACCUGAAAAAGCUGGAUCUGAGCUACAAUCACCCAGGAGCCACAGGAGUGAAGCUGCUCUCCGCUUUACUGGAGGAUCCACACUUUAAACUGGAGACAUUUAGUGUGGAGUGUUGCGCUGACAUCAGGAUCAGACCGGGACCACAAAAAUAUGCCUGUGAGCUCACGUUGGACCCAAACACAUCACAUCGAGAUCUCUGGUUGUCUGAGGAUAACAGGACAGUUAAGCGAGGGAGUAAGCAGCCAUAUCCGGAUCAUCCAGAGCGGUUUGACUUCUGGAGGCAGAUCUUGUGCAGAGAGGGUCUGACUGGGUGCUGUUACUGGGAAGUAGAGUGGAAUGGGAGAGCUGGGAUAGGAGUAGCUUACAGAGCGAUCAACAGGAAUGGAGAGGGACAUGACUGCUGGCUUGGGAAAAAUGCUGUGUCCUGGAGUCUGAGCUGCUUGAAUGGCAGUUACACUGCCUGGCACAACGACAGGAGCACUGCCAUAACCAUGGUCGUUGUCACCCACAGAGUAGGAGUAUAUCUGGAUUGGCCGGCCGGCACUCUGUCUUUCUACAGCGUCUCCUCUAACACACUGACACACCUGCACACGUUCCAUGACAUGUUCACUGAGCCCCUGUAUCCAGGGUUUAGGCUAGGUUGGGUGGACUCCUCUGUGUCCUUGUGUGAGGUCGAAUAGCCUCACCGGAGGAACCUGCCUCCUCAGGAAGAUCACUCGAUUUCUGAAAAACCUUGACGGAUCACUGAUAUUCUCAUUUUUUAUUUGAACCACUCUAGAUGUGACUGAAGUGAUGGAUGUGUGAUGAUGAAUGAACGGUGUUAAGAUUAAACGUUGGUUCCCCGAA
This is a messenger RNA of Esox lucius (northern pike), 3812 nucleotides long. Its product is annotated as NACHT, LRR and PYD domains-containing protein 3. The transcript has 9 exons. Gene Ontology annotation, molecular function: protein binding. The coding region runs from base 224 to 3646 and encodes 1140 amino acids. NCBI's taxonomy places the organism in Eukaryota, Metazoa, Chordata, Actinopteri, Esociformes, Esocidae. The record is from RefSeq and is a predicted model, not a curated record.